AUGGCAAACCCAAGUUGUGAUAUUAAGGACGUGUAUAAAGAAAUUAGUACGAUCGAUGGCUAUUUUGGUGUGGAGUAUCAAACUGGAAUAAUUGAACAUGCUAAAGGACCAAUCUUAAAUUAUUGUCCUUACAAUAAUACCUUUGGAUAUAGUUAUUGUAGUAAUUAUCUUCAUAAGGCUAGUUCUGGUGUUAUUAAUUUGCUAGAAAAUUUAAAGAAGUAUAAUUUAGAAUAUGAUAAACUUGCCGAAUACGCUAUUUUAUUAUUAAGUUAUAAACUAAAUCAACAUUUAGAACAUAAAUCGACCGAUUUAAAUAAAUUUUAUACUACUUAUAUAGAAAAAAAUAACCAUUAUAAUAAGAAAAUAAAUGGUGAUAAUGGUCCGACUUAUAAGGAUAUUAUAAAUACAAAAAAAGAUUUGAUGAAUAUUAAAGAAAUGUCUAAAUUUAAUGGCCUAUUUAGUAUAUUAUUUUCAUUCUAUAAUGAAAUUAACAAAAACAAAUGGAAUUGCGAAAAUCAUUCGACAAAAGCUAAAGAAUUUAUUAAAAAUUUUGAAGAACUCAAUAAUGAUUCUAAUAUUAAUCGAAAUACUUCAUACAGCAAAUUAUUGUCUACAUUAUCAGAUGAUUAUAACAAUUUAAAAAAUAAAUGUACCGAUUUUCCAUCUCUUCCAAAGAUAAAAACGCCACCAAGCACAUUAAUUCCAGUUUUAUCGACAUUUCCUGUAAUACCAGUUUUCUUGGGAGUUGCUUAUAAGGUAAAUAAUAAGGAAUUAAAACUAUAA
Plasmodium vinckei vinckei is the source of this 783-nucleotide messenger RNA. Its product is annotated as PIR protein CIR protein. The transcript has 2 exons. The record is from RefSeq and is a predicted model, not a curated record. NCBI's taxonomy places the organism in Eukaryota, Apicomplexa, Aconoidasida, Haemosporida, Plasmodiidae. Bases 1 to 783 code for a protein of 260 amino acids.